AUGCAGCGAUUUGAUAUCUUUGCAGAUCUGGCAGAAUCGGGUGCAGAUAUGACUGCGGCUGUCGCUACGGGACCAGCCGUCCCUGUCACUUCCGUGUCGGCGGGACCGUCCAGCAGGAAACGGAGCCCGGACGCGGAAAGUCCCUCGGAAGGGACCGAAAGAUAUCCGCCGCAAAAGAAAAGGAAGUCUGACCUCAUUGACGCCGACGCCGCGUUUGCCGCAAAAUUGCAAGCGGAAGAGAACUCGCGAGCACGACCAACCCGAGCCGCGAAGAAAGCCGCGCCGUCCAAGAAGAAAAAGCCCGCAGCCAAAUCCAAAACGUCGAAAAAGGUCAAGGCGUCAGACGACUCUGAGCUUGAGGGCUCGGGGUCCGAAAAGAAAAAGGAAGUCAAUAGAAGUGGAGGGUUUCAUAAACCGCUUAAUCUAUCUCCUGCGCUUUCUGCCCUUUUUGACGGUGAGAUCUCUCUCUCUCGACCACAGUCGGUAAAGAGAAUAUGGAAGUAUAUCCACGACCAUGGUCUCCAGGAUCCUUCCGAUCGUCGUCAAAUCAGGUGUGAUGAGCGCAUGCGUGCUGUUUUCAAGCAAGAUCGCGUGCAUAUGUUUACUAUGACGAAAAUCCUCAACCAGAACCUUUACAAUCCUGAUGAAUAAUGACAUAGAGCAAACCUGUCACCCUAAUCGAUAUUUAAAAUCGCACGAAGUUUGUCGAUCCUCUGUGACUGGGCCGGCGGCGGUAAGGAACUUCGCCCUAAUAUGUCUUACGUUAUUUUUUGGAGCCUCUUUCGGAGUAUCCUUGAUACGCUUGCACCCCUUUUCUUUUCCUUUUUUUUUUUUUGGCCUUUUAUACUUCAUCCAUCCCCAACAUUGAUGCUUUAGAGGCUGAGCGUCCCUUUUAUUGCUGAUCAUAUCAUAGCUUACUUCUUUUUGAUUUUGAUUCCCCAUUGCGUGUACCAUUUUGGACAGAUCUAGUUCCAUUGAUUCUUGGGUUAGCAUUCUCGGUGACGUGCGGUUCGGGUAGAGGAGGCUGCCCAUCGGAUGGAUAGGUUGGAUCGGAUAUGUACUCAUUGCGCCUUAGUCUGCCCACCCUGCAUACUUCUUCUAUUUUGCAUAGCGCUUUAUCGACAGUUUUAUUUUCCUUUUUCUUUA
Molecule: messenger RNA, 1146 nt
Organism: Coccidioides posadasii C735 delta SOWgp
Lineage: Eukaryota; Fungi; Ascomycota; Eurotiomycetes; Onygenales; Onygenaceae
Biological process (GO): nucleolar large rRNA transcription by RNA polymerase I; transcription initiation at RNA polymerase I promoter
Cellular component (GO): RNA polymerase I upstream activating factor complex; nucleus
Molecular function (GO): RNA polymerase I cis-regulatory region sequence-specific DNA binding
Source: RefSeq, a predicted model, not a curated record